CAGCCGUUUCUGUCAGAGAUUGAGCUGGCGUAUUGCUUUGCUAUUUUAUUUAAUUUGUUUAUCAAGAUUGGUAGUGGAAAGUUUCAUGUAUGUGUUUUAUAUGCUAGUAUUUAGUUUCUACCCUCGUCCAAGAUUACAGCGCGUGCAAGUCACCUAUGAAAGUAGCAUCAGUCAAUGUUUGGAUUACCAGAUAGCUUAGAUCGAGCAGGCCGCCGUUGUGUGAAAGGAGUGUGGUAUGAGCGGUGCUGAUCAUCGUUUACUUCUGCUACACGCAUGGUUGGAGGCAGGAUCUAAGGCGCCGCCCAGCAUUUUAUUAGACAAGAGACAGUGUCGUCCGUUUCGCUUUGAACCACCACCCAACCCUGUCGGGGGAUACAAACUAUGGCUCAUGAACAUUGGCGCAGUCAACUGGACUACCUCAUCACCCUUCUGGGAUACGGUGUCGGGUCGGGAUCAUUCGUCAGGUUUCCUUUCUACUGCAUACGCAAUGGAGGAGGAGCGUUCCUGUUACUGUUCAUGUUCUUCACAAUAAUUGGAGCCAUCCCCUGCGUAUUUCUGGAGAUGACAAUCGGACAGUUCUCUCAGAGUGGACCUAUUAAAGUCUGGAAUAUGUGUCCUGCCUUCAAAGGUAUAGGUGUUGGAAGCGUUGUUGUUACGUGGAUAUUCGUUAGCUACUACAACGUCAAUUUCUCAUGGUUUAUGUACUACUUCUACUACUCCUUCACCCCCAACCUGCCCUGGGACCACUGCGACAACGCAUGGAACACCCCGGCAUGCAUACACAACAAGAACGUGUCUGCUGUGUCUAAUGAUACAACGUCUAAUACAACAGACGUUGGAUACUCCAUCAACGGAACAGUCCGAGGGAUGACAGCUGCCGAAGAAUUCUGGAAAUUUCAGAUGCUGGGACAGAGUGAUGGCCUGGACAAUCUUGGAGGUCUAAGAUGGCAUCUUGUUGGAUGUCUGGCCGUCACCACAGUGCUCUUAUUUGUUUGGAUAUUUCAAGGAAUAAAAGUAUCAGGGAAGCUUGUUUACAUCACCGUGGCCGUACCCUACAUCCUCAUCUUCAUCUUCCUCAUCCGGGGCUGUCUACUUCCGGGGUCAGCAGAAGGAAUAUACUUCUACAUCUAUCCUAAGUUUGAUAAGCUUACAGACCCGAAAGUGUGGAUAGAGUCGUGUCGCUACGCCCUGGCUUCUAUGGGUAUAGCCUUUGGGUGCAUCAUCACUAUGUCUGGACACAACAGAAUAGAUAACAACUGCUUCAGGGAUGCAAUAAUAAUUUGUCUGAUGGAUUCACUCUCCAACGUCUUCUUCGGCUUUGCUUUCUUCUCUAUCGUUGGUCACGUGGCCUUCCAGCGUGGAGUAACUGUUGAAGCGUUUCAAUCAUCUGGGUAUGACCUUCCCUUCAUCGUCUACCCCGAAGUGGUUUCUGCUCUCCCUCUGCCACAGUUAUGGUCUGUGCUGACCUUUGUGACCUUGAUGUCGUUGGGUAUCGAUUCUGUGGUACCGAGUGUGGAAAUUGUCGUCGCUGCCUUGGAAGAUAUGUUACCGCCGUCGAAGUGGCGACGCUGGCUCAUCAUUGGUUCUGUUCUACUCAGUCUCUUCCUGUUUGGUCUGAUAUUUACUUCACAGGGUGGGAUAUUCGUGGUGACGCUGGUUGACUGGUACGCCUACUUCCCAUCAACGGCCGUGUUGGGCAUCCUUGAGUGCAUUGUUGUAGGCUGGUGUUAUGGAACCAAAAGGCUCCAGGAGGACGUCCGUACGAUGUGGGGAAAGACUAUACCUCGAGUCAUGGUCAUUAGUUUCAAGUUUGUGUGUCCUCUGUUUCUAGUUGUGAUCUGCUGCUACUCCCUGUACUCCCACCGACCGCCAAAGUACCAUGACUACAUCUACCCCACCUGGGCAACAGCUGUUGGAUGGCUCAUAGCCUUUUCGUCACUCCUGCCGUUACCGACUGUCUUCAUCUGGACGGUUUACAACACACAAGGGGCAACGCUGAAAGAGAAAUUGAAGAAGACUCUCGAACCCAAUGAAAACUGGAGGCGAUCACCCCCACAGGAAGAAUUCACUGAAGUUAUACAACCGAUGGUAGAACAUGCGAACAAUUCCGCCUAACAAGGAAAACUCACGACGUUUCCAACUAUCUGUGACCAAACGUCGUUUUUUCGUCUUUCAUGUUUCCUGGAUACUUAUAAUGCUGUAGUUGCUGUUGACCUUCGCCGUUGUUGUCUUCAACACGGACACCUGCUUCAUGGAUAUGUGUUCAGAAUAUCACAUCUGUGUUGACUGCUUGCCGUGAAAAGGUAUUUUCUGUGAUAAUGUACUAUAAGAAAUGUUGCUUUAAUGAGAGAUGAAAAUAAGUUCAACAAUUUACUUCAUAAUGUGAUCAGCAGCUGCGAAUCACUGUAAAGUGACAAAGAUCACAUGAUCAACAGCAGUUUCCUGAUACAAUUAAAGCAUGAUUCCAAUUUAGAAAGCUUUAAACCGCGUUUACGUUUUGAUUAUUUUGCAUAACGCAUACCGGAAUGUCUAAAAUGAAAGUUUACUGAGAAAACAAUUUGUGAAAUGUUGGACAUCCUCAUGGAUACUAGGUUUGAAUACAACACUGUGGUCAUCUA
Messenger RNA from Haliotis rufescens (red abalone), 2618 nucleotides. Its product is annotated as sodium-dependent dopamine transporter-like. NCBI's taxonomy places the organism in Eukaryota, Metazoa, Mollusca, Gastropoda, Lepetellida, Haliotidae. Gene Ontology annotation, biological process: sodium ion transmembrane transport. The record is from RefSeq and is a predicted model, not a curated record. Gene Ontology annotation, cellular component: membrane. The coding region runs from base 382 to 2115 and encodes 577 amino acids. The transcript is spliced from 16 exons.